AUGUUCCUCACCAGCGCUAUAGGCAACCUUUCCUACUUGGGCGUUUCAGCCCUGGUGGCCACGUUGCUAAGCGGCUAUGUUGUUUCCAUGGCCGUCUACAGACUGUUCUUCCAUCCUUUAGCCAAGUAUCCGGGACCCUUUUGGUGCAAAAUCUCUGGCUGGCCAGCACAUUAUCAUACGUCGAAGCAGAACCGCCACGUUUGGCUGUGGUCGCUUCAGCAGCAAUAUGGACCAACUUUCCGAUAUACCCCGGACAAGCUCUCGGUGAACACUCCAACUGGCCUCAAGGAAAUCUACAACCCCAAGGCCAAUGUUGGCAAGGGGGACUAUUACGGGGUCUACCCUCGGUCGCCCGAGGCUGUUACCACCUGGAACACCACCUCCAAGGAGACUCACAACCGCAAGCGCCGUGUCAUGAACAAUGCCUUCUCGGACAAGGCGCUGCGCAACGCAGAGCCCUUCGUCCAUGCCAACUUGAACCGCUGGUGUGAUCUUAUCAAGGGGGAAAUCGACAAGAAUGGCGGCGAGUGGUCUGGGUCUCUCAACAUGGCUGACUGGACCAGUCAUCUGAUCUUCGACAUCCUCGGCGACCUCUGUUUCGGCAAGUGCUUUGACAUGAAGGAGCAUGACAGCAAGCUUCGCUAUGUCCCCGGCCUAAUGAUUGAGUUCAUGGCAGUCACCCACCCAAUUGCCUUCUCCCCUUUAGCUGCAAUCUGGGUCUGGCUCAAACCACGCGGGCUCAACUCCCUGCUCACUUUGGCCCUCCCUCCCGCUCUCGCCGACUGGGCGGGAUUUGUGCAGAAGUGCUUUGAGGAGCGCGCCAAAGUCGAGGAGGAUAUCAAGUCCCAAGAUAAACCCGAGUCGGACAUCCGCAAAGACUUCUUCCACUACCUCGUCAGCGCUACCGACCCGAACGGCAAGCCCAGCUAUGGAAGUGACGAGCUCUUCGGUGAGAGCGAGUCGCUCAUCAUCGCCGGCAGCGACACCACGGCCACCUCCACCGCCGCCGCUACUUUCUACCUGGUGCGCAACCCCGAAGUCCAGGCAAGGCUGGCAGCCGAGGUUCGCCAGGCGUUCCCAUCAGUUGAGGACAUCAAGGGCGGCGACCUGCUGCAGAAGCAGUGCAAGUACCUCCAGGCUUUCAUCAAAGAGAGCCUGCGCAUGAGCCCUCCCACGCCGGCCGAUAUGCCGCGCGAGAUUGGGCCCGGUGGCAUCUCCAUCGAUGGAGAGUACGUGCCUCAGGGCGUGGUGCUCAGCACAUGCGCCUUCUGCCUCCACCAUAGCAAGGAUCUCUAUGACGAGCCCUUCACCUUCCGCCCGGAACGUUGGAUCGUGGGCGAGAAGGGCAGCACGGUCGAGAGCGUGGCGCGCGCGGACAGCGGGUACAUGCCCUUCUCGGCCGGCCCGCGAAGCUGCCCCGGCAAGAACCUGGCGUAUCUCGAGAUGAGCGUCGUCAUUGCGAAACUGGUUCACCAGUUCGAGCUGAGGCAGGACCCGAAGAGUGGUAACUUGGGCGGAGGCAGCCCUGAUAAUAUUGAGGGUCGUCGGGAGGCUGAUCAGUACCAGUUGUAUGACAUAUUCGUCAGCAUGCGAUACGGUCCUGUGGUGCAGUUCAAGAGGAGGGCUUAA
Clonostachys solani is the source of this 1629-nucleotide messenger RNA. NCBI's taxonomy places the organism in Eukaryota, Fungi, Ascomycota, Sordariomycetes, Hypocreales, Bionectriaceae. The record is from the annotation of a GenBank genome assembly.